ACGAACUUGAAGGGAAGUGCAGCAACGUAAAGCAAGCUUUAAAUUCAUUAAAUCAAAAAGAUAAAUAAUCAACAAUUGGAAAUAUCAGGAAGACUACUACAGAAAGUCUUGUCUCAAGCUGGAUAUUGAAACAUGAAAACCUAAGAAAUUUAUUGAUGAGAAGCAAGGGUAAUUAUUUAAAGAGAAAACCCAAAGGCUUUUUCAUUUGAGGAAAGCAGAGAACAUGGUUACCAUUUUGCAACAACCUAAGGAAAUGGAACACAUAGCAUGGUGAAACAGUGUACCAGAGGACAACAAUUUUGAAUCAAGGCACUUCAAAUGUUUUUUGCUCACCUCUGGUCAUUCUGUUUAUCUGUUUAGCUGAAAGAGCCAUGGACUGUUGGCAGAAAGUACAUCAGAGUGGGUGGAUUUUUCCAACUCUGGUCCUUUGUAUUUAUGGCUUCUUUACCAUGAUGAGGCCAUCUGAACCUUUCCUCACACCUUACCUCACUGGACCUGAAAAAAAUCUGACUAUUGAUGAGGUAACGCAGCAUAUUUUUCCAGUUUGGACAUACUCCUACCUGGCCCUGCUCUUCCCUGUAUUUCUGAUUACAGACUAUGCACGUUAUAAACCUAUAAUUAUUGUACAGGGGAUUAGCUUAAUUGUUACUUGGCUAUUACUUUUAUUUGCAUCUGGCAUAUCAGCCAUGCAGCUGGCAGAGUUUAUGUAUGGACUUGCAACAGCCACAGAGGUUGCCUAUUAUGCUUACAUAUAUAGCGUUGUCAGUGCUGAUUAUUACCAGAAAGUGACAGGUUACUGCAGAAGUAUCACUCUGGUGGCAUCCACUAUGGGAUCUCUGCUUGGACAGCUUUUAGUUUCUUUAGGCCAGGUACCUUAUUUUUAUCUCAACGUCAUAACUUUAGCUUCUGUGUCUAUAGCAUUUAUAUCUUCAUUUUUUCUGCCCAUGCCACAAAAAAGCAUGUUCUUCCAUAGAAAGUCUUCCCNAGAACACUUCAUUGGAUCAGUAGAGAAAGUUACAGCACAAAUUUCCAACCAACAAACCAAUCAACAGGACAAAGAGAUGACAAUAUCAGCAGUCAGGCCCCAGAAUUUACCUGAACAUGACUCAUCCAAAAUUAAAACCCAGAGUCAUUUUCUGUCAGUCCUAAUGCAGUUGUGUGUGGAUCUGAAGGAAUGUUAUACCACCAAAAAACUUCUUUACUGGUCAAUAUGGUGGGCUUUAGCUACUGCAGGAUUUAACCAAAUUUUGAAUUAUGUGCAAGUACUAUGGGAUGAUAAAGCACCUUCUCAUAGUUCUGAAGUUUAUAAUGGAGCUGUUGAAGCCAUAGCUACAUUUCUGAGUUCAAUAACCUCACUAGCUGUGGCAUAUGUGAAACUGAACUGGGAUCUAACUGGAGAACUGGCACUGGGAAUCUUCUCAGCCCUGGAUGCUACUUCACUUAUUGUGAUGCAUUUUAUCAACAACAUCUGGGUCUGCUAUGCUAGCUAUUUAGUGUUCAAAGCAUGUUAUAUGCUCCUUAUAACCAUAGCUACAUUCCAGAUUGCUGUCAACCUCAGCAUGGAACGCUAUGCCUUGAUAUUUGGCUUCAACAACUUUGUUGCACUGCUAAUUCAAACUAUACUGACUGUUAUUGUAGUUGAUUCAAAAGGUCUGGGCCUGGAUAUUGGGACUCAGUUCUUAAUAUAUGGAAGCUACUUUGCAGUGAUAGCUGGGAUUUUUCUAAGCAGAAGCAUUUACAUUAUAAUCUCAACAAAAUGUGAAAAGGAAAACCCUGCAGAAAAUCUUCAAACGAAAGCACAAUGGCAGGAUACAGAGAUUCAUAGCACAAGAAUGUAGCACCUUAAACAAAAGUUGCCUUGAAGCCAAAUUGAACAAUCUUUUAUUUGAACAAAUCAGUUCCUCGGUGACUUUAAGUCACAUUUGCACAUAAAAUUAACUUGUAUAUUCUCAUGUGAUUUUAAAUUCCUUGGUUAUGACAUAACUGUAUUAAAAGAUCAGAAUUCUCAAGCUGCCCAACCAAUUACAUUUGAAAUGAGAAGGAAAUGUUGGUUACAUGUAAUUGAUUGGUCAUUUGUAAUAGCCAUUAAAAUAGUUCUUUAUACCACCAUUUAAUUAAUGAAAAUUGAAAGUAUUUUCCCUACAUUUGGAGAUCCAUGCUGCUGCUAAUUGUUUCUGGCUUCAGUUUAAGUUCUUGGUGUAACUUUUAUAGUCCUCCAGUUAUAGGAGAACUAUAACUCCCAGCAUUGACAAUUUUGGCUCAAGCUGUUCAGAUCGGUUAUUCAGUGAGAAUUGGAGAGCUACAGAUUUAACUGUAGCUAAAUGGAUGAAAACUUGACUAUCUGAAAUGUUGCCUCAUUACACACCUGACUGAGGCAAGGGAUUUUAAAGAUACCUCCAGCUGUGGACAUUUUAUGGAGCAUGAAGUAUAACUCAGUGUUGUGUCCUCAACUAUGGGCUAUAUUCCCUCAGGGAUUUUUACUGGUCCUCACUCUUGUGAGGAUACAUAUCCAGUCUAGGUUUUUGAUGAAUCAAUGUUUUCAUUGUUUUAUAGUUAUUGUUUCAAGUAUAUUAAUUUCUCAUUUUAAGUUUUGCAGAGAACUUUGUUCAAUAGGGAUGUGCGGCUGCUUUGAAUGGUUCAUAGCUGAACAGAAAAAUUCAUUUUGGAGUUUUUGGUCUAUAGAAUGAAAGAAGCUAUUUUGAUCUGGAUAAAACUAGAACAUGAUUGCCCUAAAAAUAAAGUGUUCAGAGAAGAAUAAGGGAAAGUCCAAGAUAGGGGGUGGAAAGGGUGCUUGAUAUUUGCAUCUGUGUCAAUAGUGCUGGUGAUGGAAGGCAACUGCAAAAGUUGAAAGGGAAAAUGCCAGCUCCUCACAUGGCUGGGGAGGUCAGCACAAUGCCAGUGCCAUACACAACCCAUUCUCACCUCUUUUUCAGCAGGCAGACACCAAGGAGCACUGAGGAGAGGGAAGGCAAUAAAAAUCAGAAGCGCACAGCUAGGGUAUUUGCUGCACUAGGAAUUGCAGCAAUAUCCUUGUUAGGAAUAGGCAUGCGGACAAUGGUUGAGGAAAGGAAG
Messenger RNA from Protobothrops mucrosquamatus (brown spotted pit viper), 3072 nucleotides. RefSeq names its product solute carrier family 19 member 3 (gene SLC19A3). The coding region runs from base 372 to 1838 and encodes 488 amino acids. Gene Ontology annotation, cellular component: plasma membrane. Lineage: Eukaryota; Metazoa; Chordata; Lepidosauria; Squamata; Viperidae. Gene Ontology annotation, biological process: vitamin transport; transmembrane transport. The transcript has 7 exons. The record is from RefSeq and is a predicted model, not a curated record. Gene Ontology annotation, molecular function: thiamine transmembrane transporter activity.